This is a messenger RNA of Parasteatoda tepidariorum (common house spider), 1472 nucleotides long. RefSeq names its product transmembrane protein 50A. The record is from RefSeq and is a predicted model, not a curated record. NCBI's taxonomy places the organism in Eukaryota, Metazoa, Arthropoda, Arachnida, Araneae, Theridiidae.
UUCUUAAAUUCUUAUGAUUGUUUGGUCCCUUCGUAACUUGUCGCACUGCUACCUCAAAUGCCAGUCUGAAAUAAGGUUUUGUAGUUUUGGUAUUUGACAAAUUCGAUUAAUUGUGAAUGUAAAUUGCUCCAUAACUUAAGUUUUGAGGUGAAAAAUAAUUAGAAAUGUCCGGCUGUCUAGAUAAUAUUCAUUUCAAUAGACCAGAAUGGAUGGAUCUUGGUGAAAAAAGAAAUUCAGUUGCUUCUAUAGUUGCUGGCUGUUUGUUUUUUACAGGAUGGUGGAUUAUUAUCUAUGUUGCUGCAAGAUACCCUGAUACAAAAGAUUUUUAUCAUGCCUAUCAUGUCUGUGGUGUUAUUGGCACUGUUGCUCUUUUUAUGAUAAAUGCUGUCUCCAAUGGUCAAGUUAGGGGUGAUGCAUAUACAACAGGUUGUAUGGGUCAAAGAGGAGCGAGGGUGUGGCUUUUCCUGGGAUUUGUUCUUGGUUUUGGUUCCCUCAUUGGAUCUUGCUGGAUAUUAUUUGGCUUAUAUGUUAUUCCAAUGAAAGAUCCUCAAGGACCUGGUGUUGCAGUGUUUUUACAAAAUAUAUUCAUUUUUCUCGGGGCUCUUGUGUUCAAAUUUGGACGAACUGAAGAUUUAUGGGGAUAAAAUAUUGUUUACUAUCUUUGGCUUUAGUUUUAAUUUCAGUUUAUGUUUUUUAAUUAAAUUUAUCAUUCAUUUCUUACAUUUUACUUAAUUGUAAGAAUUUUUUACAUGUACCUAUGUACAAAAAUUUUUGUAUUUGUCUAAAAACUCAUAAAUAUCCAAAUAAAAAUAUCUAGUUCACAUAUAAUGUUAGUAGUACUUUGUUUAAAGAAAAAAAUGACAGUUAUUUUCAAAAUAAAAGAAAAUAUAAAUCAGGUGUUUUAAAAUCUUAAUUACCAUAUUUGCACUCCAAAAAAACUGUUGUUCAUAGAAAGUUUAACUUGUUACAAAAGUCAGAUUUUACUCAAGUUUGAAUAGCUCCAGUGUGCACUUUAUGAAGUGUGUUUCUUUAAAUACUCAUUGAUUAUUGCUAAACUUUAAUUUGUAGAAUCAUUCCUUUCUUAUAUUCAAAUUCAUUAUAAAUAAAUUUUUAUUAUAUGAUUGCAACUGUAAUUUUUGUUUUUUAUCAAAUGUACUUGUGGAAUAAACACAUUGCUUUAACAAUAUUGAGUAUUAAAUGGAGAUUUUAUAUUCAUAUAUAGUGUGCAUUUGUAUCAUCCAUUCAAAAAUAAAUCAACAAAAGAAAAAUUUUAUAUUUCCAUUACAUUUAUGCUAUUUAUUGUAUUGUAUUUUUUGUAUCAGACUGUUCUUACAGUAGCAUUUUUUUCUUUUGUUUGUGACUGUAAAAUGUAUGAUUUACUAUCAAGUGGCAAUGUAGCUUAGAACUUUAUUUACUUAAGGUGUAACAAAUGUGUGUAAAUAAUCAUUAAUAAACUCUUUCUAAAAAAGUUA